GGGCCAUUUUAUCGGUCUAGAAUUCACAAACCCUGGACAAAAGAGUGGACAGAGAUUGUAGAUAAAUAUAAGAUGUCAAUCAAACAGAAAUAUAUUCAGCAUAAGGAUCAACACCACCUUUUUGGUGCAAAAGCGUCUCUGGCCGAUAUGUAUACUGAACCUGACAUCAUUCAGAAAAGUAAGAGUGGGGGUUUCAAGAAUGUUUGUGUCGAUGAGUUGCUUGGAUCAGAGGCACUUUGGAAUACAUCUGUCAUUCUUCAAGGCAAUUCUGGCAGUGGCAAAUCUUUCAUAGCACAAAAAAUCAUGUUGGACUGGGCAUCUGGAAAACUUUACCUUAACUUUCAACUAGUUUUCUAUCUGAAGUAUGAAGAGCUGAAGUUUAUUUCUAAAGAGAUGAACUUGUUUGAACUUUUGAGCUGGAGCUGUAAUUUACCAUCACAAGUGAUCUCACAGAUAAUAUUGCAGUCAUCAUGCAAUGUGCUUUUUCUCAUUGAUGGAUUUGAUGAAUGUAGACUCUUUUAUGACUAUUUCGUGUUACAUGUAUCCAAGAAAGCACCACCUGAGGUCGUUGUUUGUGCUUUGCUAAGGGGUGAAAUCCUGCCCAGAUCUACCCUGCUGGUCACCACUAGAACUGAGGUGAUACAGGGCACAAUGCUUAAAAGACCACAGCAUUUUAAGAUUGUGGGCUUUUCUGAGAAGAUGAUAGAGGAGUACUUCCAGAAGUUUUUUCAGGAUGAGGAGCUCUUUAGGAAAGCUUAUGAGUCUGUUAAGUCAAAUGAAACCCUGUUUAAUGCCUGCUCCAUUCCUCUUAUCUGCUGGAUCAUCUGCACAGUUAUCACAGAAAGAUUCAAUGAUGGUGCAGAUAUAAGAUGUCUGGAAACAACCACAUCCAUAUAUGUUGAGUUUGUGUCCACUGUACUGGAGCAUCACUGUCAGGGUUUAAAUGAGUCUGUCCCAAACCUGCUGAGGAGUCUUGGUCAACUGGCAGAGAGAGGGAUGCUGGAACAACAAGUUCUGUUUGAUGAGAAAAACAUAAAUGAAACUGUUUUAGACCCUGCCGGCAAUCCACUUCUGGAUAAGUUGCAUCUUAAGAAAAGAAAACAGCAGAUGACAAUGUUCAGAUUCAUACAUCUCAGCUUUCAGGAGUUCUUCACUGCUCUGUACUUUGUCUUAUUGGAUGAAGAUGAGUCUCAGAAGAAAGUCAAAGAGCUUCUUCACAUUGUAGAGAGAGGAUGGGCUUUGUCCUGUUGGUCUGUUGCUGAGUUUUCAAACAGAGAUUCAGAAAUAAGAAGUUCACAUCAGUUACAGUCUGUGAUUUUGUUCCUCUGUGGUCUCUGUAAGAAUGAAAUGAUCGAUUCAUUCUUCAAAAAGCACAAUGUGGCUGUUAGUAUCAACAUAAAAACCCAGCUGAAGGAAUGGAUCCAUCAGUGUUUAUUGAAAUAUCAACAUGAAAACAUGAUGUUCAUUCUUCAUUGUCUCUAUGAGCUUCAUGAGAGGAGCUUCAUUGGGAAAGUUUUGGGAGAUUUGGUUCUGAUCGAUCUCUCCAACACUCCACUAAACAAGACAGACUGCUGGGUGCUGCGGUUUUGUUUUCAGUGCUGUGAACGCAUCAGAAACCUGAGACUCAAUGUUACAUCUGAUCAUCUGAAGAUACUUCAGCCUGCAUUGUCUAGUUGUGAAGAGCUGUGGUUGAUGGUGGAUGAUUUCUCAGAAGAUGUUGAAAUUUUCCUCUUAGCUCUUGGAGAAAGAAACAUUCUGAAUCAUCUGAUUGUAAAGAUGGAUGAAGACAGAGGCCAAAACUACUCUGAGAUUAUUGCUUCAGUCAGAGAUGGAGACCUGACACUGUCUGUUAGCUGUUCCAAAAGUAAACCAUGGUUUUCAGUAUCAUCACAGGUGCUGUCAGAAUUAACUUUCACCUGUUCACACUCCGAGAUUUCCAGCUGUAGAAACCUCCUGCAAACACUCCAGACAUUACCAAGUUUCGGAGGUUCUGGUGAAGGCGGUUUAGUAGAGACAGUCGCUGUGAUGAAUGUCCUGCAAUCUUUGUCUGGUUUAAAGAAAGUCCAUCUUGAGGUGAACAAAUGGACUGAUGAAUGGAUUUCAGUUAUCCGUUCCCUCAUCAAAUCCUGUCCCAGUCUCAACAAACUCAGGAUAAAUACCAGAUUAUCUUUUAUUCCAUUGUUGGUAACCCUGAAGGAAUCACUGAGACAGAUGGGCUGGACCAUGACAGUCUGCAGGAAGUCAAUGUUGAUUGAGCGUGACAAGAAGAGAGAUAGGAAGAGUUUGACAGAGGAGGAGCUGAAGACAGAAGAAAGAGAAAAUGAGGAUGAGAGUUUGGAUUCUGUGUCAUGUGUAUCAUUAGGAGCUGACUCAUCUUCUACAGACCAAUCAAUACUGCUGGUAUUUCAGUGUUUGAAUGAUGCAGAAGUCUUCACACCUGAAUAUAUUGACAAAGACGAUGAGAGUAAAGGAACAAACUUAUACAGGUUUGUUUCUCCACAUGCUGGUCAGUUUCAGUGCAGUUUGACAAACCUUGUGUUUGUGAUGGAGGGUAAAGUAGAGGUCUGGUAUAAAAUCGUGCCCUGGGAUGUACGGCUCUUAGAUGGUUUGGGUCAGAUGCAGCCUGCAGGUCCCUUGUACAACAUUGACUGUUUUAAAGGUUCAAUCUCACAAUUGCACCUUCCACACUGUGAAAUUCUCUCAGAGAAAAGUAAAGACAGUUUGGCUGUAGCACAUUUCUCUGAUGGUAAUGUAGAAAUCUUGCAGUCGAUCAAAGUGAGCAGCACUCACGUGAUUAUUAAUAUCACAGAGUUUUCCCUGUUUGGACUUAUAAAAAAGAAGAUAUUCCCUGUGUCUUCUGUCUAUGCACAAGUUCUGCUUUUCCUUCGACCAAAAUCUUUUGCACAGAAGCAGAAAAUACUGAAUGUUCACUUGCUUCCAGGGAAUGUGCCCUUAUCAGAGGUUCAGAGUCAACAUCAGGAGAAAACAUACAUUGAAACAAGUUCAAUUUGUCAUCUGAUUCCGGGGAAAGAAUACAAACUGUGCUGUCAUCCAGAAGAAUGUGAAGUGCAGCCAUUGGAUGAGGUGUUUGAUUGUAAUUUUGGCCCAAACUAUCACCCUACAUUUGAAGUGUUUCUAAAUGUCAGCAUUGAGGAGGUCAGGCUUGGUCUUCUGGAUUCAAAUAAUAAAGGGAAAAAAGUGUGGAAGCAACGACGAGUUCUUCUCUCAGCACCAGCUCAAGGUGUGGAACCUCCAGCCGCCAGAAGGUUUACAGAAUCAGAAUUUUUGGACAAACAAAGAGAUCAACUGAUUCAAAGAGUCACAUCAGUGAUGGAGAUAGCUGACUGUCUCAUGAGCAAAUACAUGAUUACAAGUGAAAUGUACAAGAAAGUACAUACUGCAGAACCACGACAGGAGAAGAUGAGGAUUGUCUUUGAUGUUCUUGAUUCAGGAGGUUCAGCUGUAAAAGCAGAAUUCUGCAGACUGCUGAAAGAGAAGGAACCUCAUCUAGUGGAUGAAUUGGAGUCUGAACCCAGUACAUCUCAGUAAUGCUGAAGAGAACAUUAACUUAAGAUAAACAUCUCUGUUUGAGAAUUGAGAUGUAUGUUGCAGACUUAUGUAAAUAUGUACCACAUCACAUUUUUACCAAACCACAUUAUCUGACCUCAUGUGUCUGUGAUAGGAAAAUUAAUUGUUGUCAGGGAAUGAGUUGUGAAGUUAUUAGGGGUCAAGCCCUGAAGGGGGCGAUUUUAAUUAAGGUCAUUCCCAGAUCUAUCUAUCUUGUUAUUUUCUUCACAACUACAUACAUAUAUACAGUACAGUAAUAUAUUUUAUGUUAGAUCAAUUACAGCAAUGUGUAAGUACAGUGGGCACAGCAAUCUUGGCAAUUUUUGUGAAUUGACAGUUGUCUGCUGUGAGAAAUAGGAAAUAACCAGUGUUUUGGAGGACAUUUUGUAAAGUAUGUCUUUUAUAUUUUAAGAGUGAGCAUUACUUUUUUUAAAGUUUGAGCGAGAGUGAGUUGUCAAGAGUGAUGAUUUUACUGUGCCCCGAGGUCCAUUUUGUGUCACCAUAUUUACUUGUGUAACUACUCAUGUAACAGUCUUUAAAUAGGGAAAACAUGGAAGUGUUUGGUGGCUUCUAAAUUCAUCCCGCUUUGGAUCCUAAGGAAUGAAUGGUGCUAGGCUAAAUGCUGACACAUUCACGACACACUGCAAAGUGAUUAAGUGCAUGCAUUGAGAAAAGAGAGGUAUGUAUUAAUUCGUCUAAGUUGAGGGAAGAACAUAGUAACAUUUUGAAAAACUGUGGUGUUUUCCUUUAAAACUGGCAAAGUACAGUUACCUAAACCCACACUAUUUCAAAUACCACUUUGGAGCAGUAUUCAAGACUAACCGUAUCCCAUCAUGCAUAUGUUCUGGAUGUAAAUCAUGCGAACUUUUAAUUGUACGUUAAUAAAUGGAUUUGACAUAUUUUGGUAGUAAAAAGUGUUGUACAUUU
Messenger RNA from Paramisgurnus dabryanus, 4494 nucleotides. RefSeq names its product NACHT, LRR and PYD domains-containing protein 1 homolog. Gene Ontology annotation, cellular component: cytoplasm. Lineage: Eukaryota; Metazoa; Chordata; Actinopteri; Cypriniformes; Cobitidae. Gene Ontology annotation, biological process: regulation of apoptotic process; innate immune response; inflammatory response. The record is from RefSeq and is a predicted model, not a curated record.